UUUUGGAAGCCCUUUUUGAGCCGUACCGACAUGAUUCUUCACCCACGCUUUGCGGCGCUCCGAACCAAAACCGCGCUCGGUUUCGUUUGACGCGCUCGGUCGAGUCGUCGAGUCGUCGGCUCUGGCGGCUUCAUCGAAGGACAAAGAUGAGCUGUUUGAAUUCGAUGCCCAUGGAAAAAGAUGAAGAAAGAAACUGAAAUCAGAACAUCUCAGCUUUCAACCCUUUUCUCGGGAGUCAUAUAUGCCCACAUAUGGCCACGGACGACAGCGUCAAGUAUGAGAAGUUGGAGAACCAAUCGGAGAUUUAAAAGAAUGCCCCACCCCCAGCUCCAAACUCCGAACUUGGGAGGAGUUGCAGUUGCUGAUGGGAUGGAUGCAACUGGUGCUGGACCCAUUUUCAAAACUGAUGAACUUGAGGAUCACGUUCCACACCGUUCCACACGACCCCCAGCUGCUCCCAGCUAGGCCACUGAGUCGGACCGGCUCGUCACCCGCACGCGGGCUCGUGCGGUACCGCGUUUGGCUGGUAACCCGCGGCUCCGGUUUGAAGGGCCAGUCUCACUCCGUCGCGAGCGCCUGCCGCGGGCCAUGGAGGAAGCACCGGAGAUCGCGGAGACCACUGCCGGAAGCCCGCAGGGAACCGAGCGGCGUGAAAAGAAGGCCUUGGACUUCUUUGAGGUCUUGGAUCAAAUGCAGGUCCUUCAGUACCGGCUCCGGGAAGCCUAUGAGGCCGAUGUGGCCAGGCCGAGGACAGGUGCCCACCUUCCGCGGCACAUCGCCUUUCAGACGCCGUUGCAUUCACCGGGGCCUUCUCCGGGGCUACAACUUCAACAUCUGCAACAGAUGAGCCAGCUGAGUCAGGUGCAUCCCUCAAGCCCAAAGGGCACCAUCGAGGACCUGAUCAUGCAGAGUCAAGUGAGUCCACAGGGCACGGCCGAAGAGGUUCAUGUCGUUUGCCCACCGCAUGCCCUGAGCUCUCCUGCGUUACUGGCCUUGCCUCCAUCCGGCAGCCCAGAGGAGGAGGGGGGCGUGUCCCAGCGCAUGUCCCACCACUCGAGUAUGGACUCCAAUGCCGCCACACCCCAUAGCACGAAGAUGUCCAACAAACUCAUGAAGAGAGCAAGAGAGGCCACGGAACACAUGGAGGAGGAGCUGGAAGCAGAUUCCUUGGAGUCAGCCCUUCAGCUUCGGGAGGAAUGGGAUCUUCCAGAAGAAAAGCUGAAGGGCCUGAAGCGGCUUCAACGGAGGAUGUCCGUCGGAAGCAUGCAAACGAUCAAGCCGCAGCACCAGAGGCAGUAUUUGCUGAAGACGGAGCAUCUCGAUGCGCCCUGUUGUGUCGCCCAUCCCAAUUCCUGGAUACGAAGUUUUUGGGAUGCCUUGACAAUCAUCGCCAUCCUCUUCGAGAUCAGUGUGGCACCAAUGCUCUUGUAUCGCUUGGAUGACUCCGCUCGCCGUGUGGCAGAUUUGCUACAAUGGAUCACCACCAUCUUUUGGGUCUUCGACGUGCCGGCAACCUUCUUCACGGCAACUUAUGUCAAUGACAUUCUUUGCUUUCGCCUCCCAGAUAUUGCAUCCGCAUAUCUGCGUGGUUGGUUCCUCUUCGACAUGUUCAUGCUCGUGCCCGACCUCAUCGUCCUAUUGGCCCCUGAGAUGGCAGACGGCCCCGCAGGUGUCUUUCGCAUGGCGCGUGCGCGGCGAGUGCUGCGGCUCUUUCGCUUUGUGCAAAUUGUGAGAUUGUGGAAGACGCUUCAAAGCUGGUUGUCGACUUUUGAGACUCGCUUGACCUUCUUGAGAACUCAAUUUGGAUCGGUUGCGCGGCCUGUUUUCUUCAUGGGCCUUCUGAUGGGAGUUGCAGUGCACGUGCUGGGAAGCUUGUGGUUUGCCGCUGGCGACACCCCGAGUGGCUGGGUUCUUGAAGAAGGUCUACAUGAACUACCCAUCACCAGGCAGUACACCAGGAGCUUGGAAUGGGCUUUGUCGAAACUGCCUCCCUCCUCCUUGCGCCUCACCGUGGAGCUCAACACGCCCUUGGAACGCUGGCUGGGCGUUUGUGCUACAUGCCUUGCAUUGGUCUCGGGCUCUGUGUUUGUGAGCUUCAUCACCAACACCAUGGCGAAUGUGGCACGAGAAAGGACGCGCGUGACCAAGAUGAUUGAGUCGGUCCGGAAGUACUGUGCGAUCCACAAUAUCUCGUACAGCUACACCAUGCAGAUGAAGCGCUACGUUCAACAAGAGCAUCGGCGCAAUGAGAUGCAGGGGCACAUGCCUUUUCUGCAAAACCUUCCAGAGGGAAUGAUUCGAGAGCUCUUCCAGGAAGCUCGCAGCCCGAUCCUGCAUCGACAUGCGUUUUUCAGAGAGAUCGGGAAGUCUGAUCCAUCCAUGGAGUUGAACUUAUGCAGUCAGGCUGUCUUUGAGCUUUAUCACUUGCCUGGUGACAUCAUCUUCGACACCACCACCAAGACUUUGGGGAUGUACUUCAUCGCCGCCGGCUUCAGUGUCUACUUCCACUGGUCAGAUUCCGACCAAGUUCUCCAGGUGAAGUCCAACCACAGGAUUGCCGGAGGCAAUCUCUUCGGCAAAUGGCUGGGUGUCCAGCGAGACUCUGAUUCUGCCAUCUCGCAAACCAUGCUGGAAGUCGGAGAGUACGUCGCGGAACCCGCUGUGUGGGUGAACACUUGGCGCCAUCAGGGAAAACUGCAGGCAGUGGUGCAGGCGAGGUCCCUCCUUGUCUCUACAGAGGACCUUUUCAAAGUACUUCAAGGCUAUGCCAAUGCCCUGGCCACGACAGUGGUCUAUGCGCGCUGUUUCGUGAAGGAGUUGAACAGACGAGCUCAUUUGAGUGGACAAGUGACGGAUCUUCCACUGGCCUUCAUGAAGGGUGGUUCAGAGGAGGAUCUCAGCUUUGCAAUGCCACGAGCACCCAAAAUCAAGCAAGUCGUGCCAAGUUGAGCAGAAGGUUACUGUAUACAUCUGCUGAUCGCUCCCCCUCAAGGGGGGUUCGGCUGGCACAAGCGCUUGAUGUUUCACUUCAUGACAUGUCGCGAAAGUUUUGGCGUAGGACUUAGGGCUGGGCGCGAGGUCGUGAUGUCAAAGUGUCACUCGUC
Messenger RNA from Durusdinium trenchii, 3104 nucleotides. Lineage: Eukaryota; Dinophyceae; Suessiales; Symbiodiniaceae. The record is from the annotation of a GenBank genome assembly.